AUGGUGGCGGUUGAGGAUGACCACCUCACAGCUCGCCUUGGCAAAAUGUACAUGGUGCCCAGCAAGGAAGUCGUUACGACUUCUGAAGCUGCUGACAAGCACCUGAGGGCUUUCGAGCAGGGCUGCGAGGAGUGGAUGUCAUAUCACGCCCAGCCCCACAGUGAGGAGGAUCUGGAAGCUUUCGAGCAGUUUGUUCUGGCACUGCUUUCGGGCCCGGAGUUCAAGUCAGAGAAAGAGUACGAGAGCCGCAUCCAGGCGGUCCGGCGCCAGUUUAAGACCACGCUGUCUAAGCCGCAGAUUGUCCGGGCCUACUACAGGCUGCGGGAUGCCGGCCGCAUCGAGCGAAACCCUUUCUUCGAAAAAGCCACGACGAAGAAAGCUGUGCGCUCGAAUUCUGGGGUGGUGGUCAUUACGAUAGUUACGGCUCCCGGCAGGUUUUCAUGUCCCAACGACUGCUACUACUGCCCAGACGAGCCCGGCCAGCCCCGGUCCUACUUGAGCACAGAGCCUGCGGUUGCAAGAGCUAAUCAGAACGAGUUCUGCCCGGUGCGACAGUUUUAUGAUAGGGCCGGCACUCUUGCGAAGCAGGGUCACACGGUGGACAAGGUGGAGAUUAUCGUGCUCGGGGGCACCUGGUCGCACUAUCCCCGAGACUACCAGGAGGAGUUCUGCCGAGAUCUCUUCUACGCUGCCAACACCUUUGACGAGCAGCUGAGCCAGCUGGGCGAGAAAGGGGAGAACGCGGCCAGGAUCCGAGAGCGUCGGCCUUUGCUUGAAGAGCAGCGCCUUAACGAGAGGGCCGUCACAAAGAUCAUCGGCCUUACCUUGGAAACCCGGCCGGACCAUAUCACCCCGGCGGAAGUUCGCCGGUUGAGGCGCUACGGUUGCACCCGGGUUCAGAUCGGCGUGCAGCACACUGACGACGCGAUCCUCGCAUACAUCAAUCGAGGGCAUGACCGAGCCGCAGCAGUCCGGGCGACUCGCUUGCUGAAGACUUGCGGUUUCAAGGUGGAUAUCCACCUCAUGCCAGAUCUUCCUGGCUCCGACACAGAGAAGGAUUGGGCCAUGUUCCAGGACGUGCUGCAUGGAGAGGAUCUGCAGGCAGAUCACUGGAAAAUCUAUCCCUGCGAAGUCACUCCGUUUACGCGGAUCGAGACUUGGUACAAGGAAGGGAAGUACCUUCCCUACACGCAGAAAGAUCCGCGGCUGCUCACAGAGCUUCUGGCCAGGGUCAAGGCACAGGUGCACCCGUGGAUCCGGCUAAAUC
This is a messenger RNA of Symbiodinium necroappetens, 1267 nucleotides long. NCBI's taxonomy places the organism in Eukaryota, Dinophyceae, Suessiales, Symbiodiniaceae. The record is from the annotation of a GenBank genome assembly.